AUCAAGUUGCUGCCCUCCGAGGGUCUGUGGUCCUCUGAUCGGCAUAGCCUGUGGGAGUACGGACUCACCUCCUCAGAUUUCCCUGUGCUAAAGCCUUUCAGCCAUGGCCACGGGUGAACAGAGUAUCUGCCAAGCCCGGGCUUCCGUGAUGGUCUACGAUGACACCAGUAAGAAAUGGGUACCAAUCAAACCUGGCCAGCAGGGAUUCAGCCGGAUCAACAUUUACCACAACACUGCCAGCAACACCUUCAGAGUCGUCGGGGUCAAGCUUCAGGAUCAGCAGGUUGUGAUCAAUUAUUCAAUCGUGAAAGGGCUGAAGUACAAUCAGGCAACGCCGACCUUCCACCAGUGGCGAGAUGCCCGCCAGGUCUACGGCUUGAACUUUGCAAGUAAGGAAGAGGCGACCACGUUCUCCAAUGCCAUGCUGUUUGCCCUGAACAUCAUGAAUUCCCAAGAAGGAGGCCCCUCCACCCAGCGUCAGGUGCAGAAUGGCCCCUCUCCUGAAGAGAUGGACAUCCAGAGAAGACAAGUGAUGGAGCCUCAGCAGCACCAGCAACAGCGGCAGGAGUCUCUAGAGAGAAGGACCUCGGCCACAGGACCCAUCCUCCCACCAGGGCACCCCUCAUCUGCAGCCAGCGCCCCCCUCUCGUGUAGCGGGCCCCCACCCCCGCCCCCACCCCCUGUCCCACCUCCACCCACGGGGGCCACCCCCCCUCCCCCACCCCCACUGCCAGCUGGAGGAACCCAGGGUGCCAGCCACGACGAGAGCUCCGUGUCCGGACUGGCUGCUGCCUUGGCUGGGGCCAAGCUGAGGAGAGUCCAGCGGCCAGAAGAUGCGUCCGGAGGCUCCAGCCCCAGCGGGACCUCCAAGUCUGACGCCAACCGGGCGAGCAGUGGGGGUGGAGGAGGAGGCCUCAUGGAAGAAAUGAACAAGCUGCUGGCCAAGAGGAGAAAAGCAGCCUCCCAAACAGACAAGCCGGCUGAUAAAAAGGAAGACGAAAGCCAAGCGGAAGAGCCGAGCACCUCUCCAUCUCCGGGGACCCGAGCAACCAGCCAGCCACCUACCUCCUCAGAGGCUGGCCGGAAGCCCUGGGAGCGGAGCAACUCGGUGGAGAAACCCGUGUCCUCGUUACUGUCCAGAACCCCGUCUGUGGCCAAGAGCCCCGAAGCUAAGAGCCCCCUUCAGGCGCAGCCUCACUCUAGGAUGAAGCCGGUGGGGAGCGUGAAUGACGUGGCCCUGGAUGCCUUAGAUUUGGAUCGGAUGAAACAGGAGAUCCUCGAGGAGGUGGUCCGAGAGCUGCACAAAGUGAAGGAGGAAAUCAUCGACGCCAUCCGGCAGGAGCUGAGCGGGAUCAGCACCUCAUAGUGCCCUCGGCCCCUGCUGCUGCCGCCCGAGACACCAGGCCAGCUGACGGCGGGGGACAGCGAGGAGCCCAGCGGCCCCAGGCCUCCAGCACACGGAAGCCCACACUGAAGCCGGGAUGUGCUUCAUUUAGAAGUCUUAACCUGUGAUAAAAUAUUAAAAUGAGGAAACAAGUUCAAUUUCUGGAUUUUUUUAGAUUCUACCUGACACAGAACACCAGGUCUACUCGCCUUUUUUGUAUUUUAUAUUUGCCUAUUUAAGUGUACAUUUCUUUUGGUUUAUAGAGGACUCCCCAAAUCACGCGCUUCAUUAGAUGGUUUCCGAGUUUUCUCCUAGGUGAUGCUGUUAACACCUUGGCUGGCAGUGGCGAGCUGUCCCCAGCGUCGUGGUGGUGAAGUCUGUCCACGCACCGCGGUGUCUGUGUCCACGUGGUAAUAAACGCUUACUGUCCACACCCCUGGCUCGGGCUCACUCUCUCACACCGCCUCUUGGCCACUCCGGGCUGAGGAUGCCCCCUUCUGGGGGAUGGCCCCCGGGGCCUCGUGGCCAGGAGCAGCAAGAAGGCAGCGGCGGCCGGCGGCGGCGGCCCUGGCGGGCAGCUGGGCUGAACCCAGACAGGGGAAGGCGGGAGCGAGAGCAGGGGCCUCUCAGGCACUUCCAGCCGGGGGUCCUGGGGAGGUCUGCCCCCCAUGGCCUCCCCCGAGACGGGCCCGAGUGCCACCCACACCUGGAGUAUCAAAGGGGCUGGCUCCGUUCUGACCACAGCUCGGGGAGUGCUGGCUUGGGCUUAGCAAGGCAGCGGGGAAGUGACAGGCUGCAUGGUCCCGGGAGGACCCUGGCCCUGCCCUGCAUGCCCACCGAAGGCCCACCCCAGCACUUCUCAGAC
This is a messenger RNA of Neomonachus schauinslandi (Hawaiian monk seal), 2249 nucleotides long. It is a transcript of the gene EVL, whose product is annotated as Enah/Vasp-like. Gene Ontology annotation, molecular function: actin binding; profilin binding; SH3 domain binding. The record is from RefSeq and is a predicted model, not a curated record. Gene Ontology annotation, cellular component: cytoskeleton. The transcript is spliced from 14 exons. Bases 104 to 1366 code for a protein of 420 amino acids. Gene Ontology annotation, biological process: positive regulation of actin filament polymerization; protein homotetramerization; actin polymerization or depolymerization. NCBI's taxonomy places the organism in Eukaryota, Metazoa, Chordata, Mammalia, Carnivora, Phocidae.